Molecule: messenger RNA, 1854 nt
Organism: Lottia gigantea (owl limpet)
Lineage: Eukaryota; Metazoa; Mollusca; Gastropoda; Lottiidae
Exons: 13
Coding region: 1-1854 (617 amino acids)
Source: RefSeq, a predicted model, not a curated record
AUGGCUACUUUAGAAACUCUCAACUUUGAUAAUCUAGCUUUACGCAGUCUUCCAAUUGAUCCAAGUGAUGAAAAUCGUCCAAGACAAGUUGCAGGUGCCUGUUUUUCUAAAGUGAAACCCAUGCCAGUAGAGAACCCUAAACUAGUCGCAGUGUCUAGUACAGCAAUGGGUAUAUUAGAUCUCCCAGAAUCUGAAUUUGAAAGAAAAGAAUUUGCUGAAUAUUUUAGUGGUAAUAAAUUGUUGCCUGGAUGUGAUCCUGCUGCUCAUUGUUACUGUGGACAUCAAUUUGGAUAUUUUUCAGGACAGCUUGGUGAUGGGGCUACCAUGUAUUUAGGUGAAGUUGUAAACCAGAAAAAAGAACGCUGGGAAAUUCAGUUUAAAGGGGCGGGGCUAACACCGUACAGUCGGAGCGCUGACGGAAGAAAAGUUCUACGAAGUAGUAUUAGGGAAUUUCUAUGUUCUGAGGCAAUACAUCACCUUGGAAUCCCAACAACACGAGCUGGAACUUGUGUAACGUCUGAUUCUCGAGUAGUCCGUGAUAUAUUUUAUGAUGGUCACCCGAUACAAGAACGAUGUACCAUCAUUCUCAGAAUAGCUCCAACUUUUCUCAGGUUUGGAUCGUUUGAGAUAUUUAAACCUGUAGAUAGUCAAACAGGACGAGGUGGUCCCAGUAUCGGAAGAAAAGAUAUUUUAAUACAGAUGUUAGAUUAUACUGUUCAAACUUUUUACCCCCAGAUAUGGGAAGAAUUCUCUGAUGAUAAAAUGAAGAUGUAUAUAGAAAUGUAUAAGGAGAUAAUCAAACUAACAGCUAGACUGGUAGCAGACUGGCAGGCUGUAGGCUGGUGUCAUGGUGUAUUGAACACAGAUAAUAUGAGUAUAGUUGGUUUGACGAUAGAUUACGGUCCGUAUGGGUUUAUGGAUAGAUAUGAUCCCAACUUUAUCUGUAAUGGAUCAGAUGAUGGUGGGAGAUAUUCUUAUAAAAACCAACCAGAGAUCUGUAAGUGGAACUGUAUGAAACUAGGGGAGGCAAUCCAAGAGGCUGUCCCUGUCGACCAAACUAAACCAUUUCUAUCUUUAUUUGAUGAAGAGUUCAGUAAGUGCUAUAAAGACAAGAUGAGGAAAAAGCUUGGAUUAUUAAAUAAAGAUUUACCUGAAGAUCAAGAAUUAGUAGAAGCAUUAUUCUCAACCAUGGAAGAAACAGGAAGUGACUUCACCAAUACAUUUAGAUGUCUGAGUUCUCUCCCCUUGCCUCAAUGUGAGGACUAUGAGAGUAAGAAAGCUGAAAUUUUGUCGUAUCUUGUGUCACAGAGUUGUACGAUUGAAGAAUUACGGAAAGCUAACAGAUCUACCAUGGAUCCAAGACAGAUGCAGAUGUUAAUGAUGUUGAUGCAGACGAACCCUGAUCUCCUGUCAAUUCUGGGCCGAAGAUUUGAGGCGUUUGAAAAAGAACUGGAGAAGAUGGAGAAAUUGAAUGAAUUAAAGGAUGUGACUCAAGAACAGAAGACAAGUAAGGACAGGGAAUUAUGGGAGAAAUGGAUAAAGAAGUAUUCUGAUAGGUUGAAAUUAGAAGCAGAAGGACAAGAUGAUAUUUUAUUAACCAAUCAGAAUCGAGUUAAAAUUAUGAAUCAGAAUAAUCCAAGAAUAAUACUUCGUAACUAUAUAGCCCAGAAUGCAAUAGAUGCUGCCGAGAAGGGAGAUUACUCUGAAAUAAGACGUGUAUUAAAAUUACUGGAAACUCCAUACAGUGGUGAAUUAGAUAUCAGAGAACCAUCGUCCAGUAGUAAUAGUUGUGAUAUUAACCAAUCAUACGAUAGUAAACCUCCGAUAUCAGCACUAGAUUUACGAGUUACUUGA